GAGGAUGAUGAUGAUGAUGAUGAUGGUGAUGAGGAGGAGGAGGAAGAAGAGGUUGUGGAGGAGGAGGAGGAGGAGGUCGUGGAGAUUGAAGAAGAUGAGGUAGAUGCCAACAAUGCGGCAGGCAAGGAGCAGAAGGCCGGCGAGCAGACGCAGGAGGCUGAAGAAGAGAAGGUGAAUGAGCAUAAGGUAUUGGAGGCUAGUGAUGUGGCUGAGAGGGACUGCAAGGCAGAGAGGGGUGAACAGGAACAGCAGGAGUCUGACGAUGAGGUUGGGGAUGCCAAAGAGGAGCAGCAGGAAGCCAAGAAGGUUUCUGUGAAAAAGUUGUGUAAUAAGGAUCUUGCAGCGGCAUGCUCUAGAAUGAAUGCCGCAGGACUGGUGAAUAUCGUGUUUAACAACAACAUCUACCGGCAAGAGUACCCUGUGGCUAUGUGCAAUGCCAAAGAUGCCGCUGCUCUUGUCCUUAAUGUGGUUAGGAUCUUUCUGACCAACAAACGGCCCAAGACCAACAGGGUCUGGGAGAACUGUGUUGCGCUGAUCCGCUGUGUGCCUGUUGUGGCACCCAAGCUUUCUGUCCGCAUGAUUAAUCAGGCCAAGCCGUUUGCCAAGAACUGGAAGAAGAAGAUCGGUGAGUGGGGGGAUUGUGGAGAUCAUUGCAUGCUGGCCUCAUGGGCCUUUCUUAACUUCAUCAUUUCUUACAACAUUGUAUCAGAGUUUGAUGUCGAUGAGAUCAUCCGUCUCUAUGGCACAGUCCCACGCAAAUAUCAGAGGAAGAACUGCGUCAAUCUCUGCCAGGGUCUUGGUCUCGUCAGUAGGAUCAGUGACUUAAUUGAUUAUUUGAUUGAAAAUGGACAACAAUUGAGCGCCAUACAAAUGACACAGGUUCUUCAAUUGGUGGACAAAUAUCCACCACUUGCUCUUCUGGAGGGAUAUGUUGAGAAGGCAAAAGGGACUGCUCUAGAGUUACUUAGCAAGAAUGGAUUAGACAAGUCCCAGAAUCCAACCAUAUCAAAGGAGAUUGAGAAUCUUCGGCUGGCGGAAUCUAUGGUUAAACAGCAACUCACUGAUUCAAGCAAAUCGGUUACUAUCUUGGAAGAGAUUAACAAUUUGUUAGCUGAAUAUGCAAAGAGCCGUAUUACAACAAAUGCCUCUACUACGUCGACAUUAAAUUCAAGGCAGGAGCAAAAAAUCCAACAGCAGAAGCAAAAUCAGAAACACAAGAAGCACAAGAAGGAGCAGCAGCAACACGAGGAACAAGAUGGCCAAGUGCAGGGGAAACAAAGAAAGCUGGAAGGGAAACAGCUGUACUUGAACCAGCCACGGCCAUGUGUUACCAAGCUACCAACACCAACUGGUCCUCUGGCAAGAUCUCUAUCACCUGUGAUUCCGAAUGUGGCACAGAUUGGUCCCAUUGGACAUCGGCCAUUUGAUCUAAUGCCUGCAAUUCCUCUACCAUUUUUACCAGGAAUUCAAGAAUCUGUGGACAAUUAUCUAUGAAGGACAUGAAAGGAAAUUCAAGUAACUAUACAACAAGGUCCACCCGAAUAUUGGGACGGGCUCCUUUUUCAAGAUAUUAUAAAUGUGGUUGGCUUACAUAGUUAUCAAAACGGAAACAAGGGGACCUAUGCAACACAAUAUGUGGUUGCGAAUUCUACAUUGCGAGGGAGAUAUAAUCAUGAAACAUCAAUGUUGCUGGUUCAUUUUACAUUGCGAGUGUCUGUACACACAGUAAUUAAUAAUCAGUGGACUUUCGAAAAUGACAGCCACCAAGAUCAUAACAAGUCGAGGUGGGUGGUGGCAGUAGGCCUCUGCACCACCAUGCGGACCAGCACUUCAGUUUCCGGUCACUUCGUAUUCUUUCUUCUCUUUGCAGCUUCUAUCCUUUAUUACCUUGCCGAAUUCAAUUUUGGAAUGGUUGGAUUGGUUACUCUGCAAGACUAAGUUACAACACAUGGAUCAGUUUACAGUGCAUAUGUGGUCACAUUCUUCUCCUUUUUACUAGCAGAAAUUAAACCAGAUACGUGCGCUUGUUGCCGGACGCAGCGUCCUUCAGCUGGUGUGUCUCCAGCAGGACCCCGCUAGAGGAGCUGAAAACAUUUCUCAUGCAAGUGGACGUCCAACUGAGUGAGCAAGAUGCAGUGCAUCAGAUUGUUUUAAAUCCAUGAUUACUAAAAUUGUUGUAUCAGAUUUUUCUAGAGCUUUUAGCCACAUCAUAUUUGAUAACACUGAGGACUACAACAAUCGAUGCUUAUCAAUACAGAACUUCAAAAACAGAAUAGUAAAGGUUCGUAUGUCAGAAUAAUGCAAGAACUGUAGGCAAGCACAGUUUUCUCCUCUUCAGUGACCCCUAUUUUUCAUUAGCAUAAACUAAACCAGAUGGGUGUGCGAAGUGUUGUGCGGAUCUAAGGACAAACAUCAUAUCAGGAAAAGUAAAUUGUAAGAAUAAACAAGGAUCUUUGUCUGCACUUUGGGAAAAGCAGAGACAAAUAAUUCAAAGUUAUUUACUUGGGCUAGCGUUUACAGUUGAAGCUUAUGCAACGUGAUUUGCACACGUAUUAAUGUUAAAGACUAGACAUGCUAAUAUGCUAUUGUAAACACAUGGCGUACGUAGCUAAUAGGCAGAUCUUUUUUGCAUUAGAGGUAAAAUAGAACAAAGAAAAAUGCUUCUUGCCUUGGAAAUGCCUUCCAUGGAGCCUCAGGCCUGCAAUUGUCUAAUUCCUUCUGGGCUUUGGCAGCACAUUUGAAAUUCUAUAUAUGGUCCUGAUACAUUCCACAUUUUAUAUCCCUGAUUAUGAUAUUUAAGGUACCUGUGCAGAACACUGUGCAUUCGGGACUGCCCCUGCCCUCUGAAAAUUGAAGGUUGCUUUGUCCACCAAACAAAAUACUGUGUUGGUUUACCAAAAGGGAAAUCGUCCUCUUCAACUGCAUCUUCCACCCCUGUCCCUCCUAUCCUUUUGGUGCUGCUGUGGACGCUGCUGCUUCCAUUCCUCAUGGGUGGGGUGAGUGCUAGUUUUGCGUCCUUCCCCUUUUAUGCUCAAUCCUCUGUAACUUCAUCAAGGAUCUUAUUUAUUCUGCCUAUAUGUAUGCAAGAUCUUUAUGAUUAGGCGUCCAGUGUUUGGUUACUUUCUAGACCGAUCAUACUUUAUUUUCAUUAUUAUAUAGUUCAGGAUUGACGAACUUUGAUUUGUGUCUGAAUCUGAUCAUAUAUUUUUGGUUUGAUCUUUU
Hordeum vulgare subsp. vulgare (domesticated barley) is the source of this 3222-nucleotide messenger RNA. RefSeq names its product FRIGIDA-like protein 4a. The coding region runs from base 358 to 1494 and encodes 378 amino acids. The record is from RefSeq and is a predicted model, not a curated record. The transcript is spliced from 4 exons. Lineage: Eukaryota; Viridiplantae; Streptophyta; Magnoliopsida; Poales; Poaceae.